Cydia fagiglandana is the source of this 6457-nucleotide messenger RNA. It is a transcript of the gene ChT, whose product is annotated as high-affinity choline transporter 1. NCBI's taxonomy places the organism in Eukaryota, Metazoa, Arthropoda, Insecta, Lepidoptera, Tortricidae. Gene Ontology annotation, molecular function: choline:sodium symporter activity. The record is from RefSeq and is a predicted model, not a curated record. Gene Ontology annotation, biological process: acetylcholine biosynthetic process; transmembrane transport; choline transport. Bases 686 to 2467 code for a protein of 593 amino acids. Gene Ontology annotation, cellular component: plasma membrane. The transcript has 10 exons.
UUUCCCCAGUGCUGGCAUACGACUCCAAGGCAGCCAUUACGACCGCUCAUCAAUCAAUUUGUCAAUGAGAGACUUUGCCAGCACCACUGGUUCCAGUCCGACCAAUGCUGACUCUUCGCAUGACAUUCAAACCGAUGACCAACGCGCCGCGCUCGCUGCGCAUCCAACGAUGGGUUGUAAAGAGCUGGGAAGGUUGGUAUUAUUUCGAAAGAGGCGAUGGAUAGGGUAGGAAGUGUAAAAAGCGGGAUUUACAUGUAGUGGUGCGGUCAGAAGGAGGCGCGAGUCAUGCGCGGCGGCGCGCCGGGAACCAAUGACGUCAAGCGGAUCGAUCCGCGCGGUCCUCUGCGCAGUCCGCCAUUAGGCCCGCUGUCACCUGUGCACGUGCACGAUGAGCCUUACGUAAGCCUCCUCGAUGAACAUCCUGCCCAGGGCUCAUGUGUGGGCUAAGCUUUAGGACCAGGAACAGCCCUUCGCAGAAAACCUCCCUCCGAUGGGGCGACAGCUGCGCGCCUAGCAUGCCGGUAGCUUUAGUGAACAUUCGUUAAACGUGCACGGUGAUAGUGUUAUUUAGACGAUUAUAUUUUGGAUUCGUGUUUAUAUCCUAAAUAUGGGAGUGGACUGUUAGUGAGGGAGGCUGCGACGAUCUCGGGAGACGUUACUGACAAUCGGUUAACCAACAUCCAAGAUGAUCAACAUAGCGGGCGUGAUCUCCAUCAUCUUGUUCUACGUGCUGAUCCUGGCCGUGGGCAUCUGGGCGGGCCGCAAGAAACCGGCAGGAAAUGACUCUGAAGAGGAGGUGAUGUUGGCUGGCCGCUCCAUCGGGCUGUUCGUCGGCAUAUUCACUAUGACUGCGACGUGGGUGGGCGGAGGCUACAUCAACGGGACGGCGGAGGCGAUCUACACAUCCGGACUUGUAUGGUGCCAGGCGCCAUUCGGAUAUGCCCUCUCGCUGGUCUUCGGCGGCAUAUUCUUCGCAAACCCCAUGAGGAAGCAGGGCUACGUGACCAUGCUGGAUCCGCUGCAGGACUCCUUCGGCAGCCGUAUGGGCGGCCUGCUGUUCUUACCAGCACUGUGUGGAGAGGUCUUCUGGGCUGCUGGCAUCCUGGCUGCACUGGGCGCCACCUUAGCCGUCAUCAUCGACAUGGACCACCGCACAUCCGUCAUCUUCAGCGCGUGCGUGGCCGUCUUCUACACGCUCUUCGGCGGCCUCUACUCCGUCGCCUACACCGACGUCAUCCAGCUGUUCUGCAUCUUCCUCGGCCUCUGGAUGUGCAUCCCCUUCGCCUGGGCCAACGACUACGUCAAGCCGCUGGGGGGAAUGGAUGUGGACUGGAUAGGGCAUAUCGACAAGAAAUACUACUGGUUUUAUAUAGAUUAUGGGCUGUUGCUGAUUUUUGGAGGGAUUCCGUGGCAGGUAUAUUUCCAACGCGUGCUGAGCAGUAAGACGGCGGGGCGAGCGCAGAUCCUCUCGUACGUGGCGGCCAUCGGUUGCAUCUUCAUGGCCAUCCCGCCCGUGCUUAUUGGAGCCAUCGCCAAAGCUACAGCGUGGAACGAGACUGGCUUCAAGGGGGACCUGACGGCUGACGGCGAGCUGACGUCAGACCAGACGUCCAUGAUCUUACCUCUCGUCCUGCAGUAUCUGACGCCGGACAUCGUGUCCUUCUUCGGACUGGGAGCCGUGUCGGCUGCUGUCAUGUCCUCGGCUGACUCUAGUGUGCUGAGCGCUUCUAGUAUGUUUGCCAGGAACGUGUACAAGCUGAUCUUCCGCCAAAACGCAUCCGAAAUGGAGAUCAUCUGGGUGAUGCGCGUGAGCAUCCUGGUGGUCGGCUUCCUUUCCACGCUGAUGGCUCUGACCAUCCCCUCCAUCUACGGCUUGUGGUCGAUGUGCUCGGACUUGGUCUACGUGAUCCUUUUCCCGCAACUGCUCAUGGUGGUCCACUUCAAGAAGUACUGCAACACCUACGGCUCGCUGUCCGCGUACAUAGUGGCCCUCCUCGUGCGGCUGACGGGAGGCGAGAAGAUGCUGGGCUUGGCCCCGUUGAUACACUACCCUGGAUGGGAUCCGGAGACUGAGCAGCAGCUGUUCCCCUUCAGGACUAUGGCGAUGGUGAUGUCGCUGUUCACGUUGGCGUUCAUAUCCUGGCUGUCCGUGUACCUCUUCAACUCCGGCUACCUUAGCCCCGAAUCCGACUACUUCAACUGCGUAGUCAACAUCCCCGAGGACAUGGGCCGUGUAGACGAGCCGUCGGAGGCCGGCGAGCAGAUGUCCGUGCUCGGCGGCGUGCCGGGCCGGCUGUACGGAGCCGCGUCCACACUGGUCGGGCCGGACGAGCGUGCUGGACGCAUCAACCCCGCCUUGGAACCUGAUGAUGACUUAGAUGACCCCAAUGAUGGACCCACCCCCCUGUUUGGUUCGAGCUCUGCCCCCCCACCCGUUCAGCCGCUUGGCAAACAGACAGCUUUCUGAGACGAUGCAUACUUCUAUUAAAGAAGCACGUAUGGGCUGGCUAUAUGUCACUCUGCAACUGCGUUUCGAUGUAAAUUACUGAUUGGUUAGUUGUUGAUCUUUGAACGGAGGUUGUUAAUUUGAUAUAUUGAUUUUAUACGUGUAAAAGUGGCCUUGUGUCUAUUUAUAAAAUGGUUGAAAUCAAUAUAAUUGGAUUUUGAGUGAAACUACACUUGACGUCAAUGAUAAUAUAUGUUCACAUUUUUCGCCUUAUUACAAAGGAAUGUUUGUCUUGUCAUUUAACAGAGGUUUGCUAAGUUUUAUGAAUUACUGCUGGGGCUGAAGUUUUAUUUCUGAGUGCAAAGUGUCAGAGUGUCGUAAAGCACCCUAUAUGACUGGAAUGAUGCUCAAAUCAAGGACGUGUCUUCUUCCGAUUCUUUUGUAACCAACGACGUUUUUCACAUAGUUGUAAGUGCCAGCACUUAGACGAUGUAGAUCGGCCUGGUCCGCCCUAGGUUGAAAAUUUUCGGGAAAAUCAUGGCCUGAAAAUUUUUAACAGAAGAAUUUUUGAUACAGAGAAUAUAGCAUAUUUCUAUGCUGUAGGAUUUAUUUUGGACAAAGAGUAAUAGCCGAAGAUAUAUCAGCCUAGGGACAGCAUAUAGACCAGGCCUCCCAUGGUAAUACGAUUGCAGUUUAUAGAGUAUGUUUAUAUGUACUUAUACUUAAAGCUAGUAGCGCGAAAUCGCGUAUGCAACUCAUACAUAUCAGAAUAAACUUUAAUUGUUAGAGAGAUAUUGUAUACAUUAUUUAUAUUAAAGAAGAUUCCUUAUUUAAGUCAAUUAAUGUAGAGAUGAGAUGGGAGCACAAAAUAUGUGUUGCGUGCUUAUAGCGCGAAUAGUGGCGGGUAGCUAUACGGUAUCACACUGUAAGUUGGGGCUACUCACACAGGGUUGCAUUCAGAGAAAGAGCACUUUUUGUGUUAGGUGUAUCCAGGGAAUAGUUUCACUUUUUGCAAUAAGUUUUUAAGAUCUGGUCUGGUCUGGUCGAAAACAUAAGUUUGCUGAAUCUUUCGGAGUUUGAAUUUUUGUCCGACUUCGGCAAAGUGAAUGUUUCACGCGCGACUCGUAUUGUGUGAACGUUUGUAACGUGUGCUCACGUUUAGAGCACUUUAGAGUCAUUUAUCAUUUGCCGUUGGUUUUAAAUCAUUUUUGGUGCCUAAUUUUUCUAGAAGUGCCAGUAUGUUUAUUUUACUUAAAUGCCAAUAAAAAUACAGUCAUAUUUUUAAAAAUGUUGUGCGGGAUCGGUUUAAGUCGAAUAAAUUUUUUUAACAUUUCGUAAUGUGUGUGUGGCGCCAAAAACCGUGCGUUAAAACCUGGGUAGUGCUGUAAUUUAAGCAAAAAAAAAACUUUGUCGAAAAAAAAAGACUAAAAUUACUAAUUAUUUAAAUGACUAAAAUGAUUAAAAUUAUUAAUCCGGAUCUCCUUAUCAUACACAAACAAGAGUGUGUAAUUGUAGUAGACUCAACUUAAAUUGCGAUACAGUAUAAUGACCCGCAGUGUUGUACCGCGAGUAGUGUGGAGCGUGUGGGCAAUGAAUUGAUUCAAGCAGUAUUCAUGAAAUUGUAUCAAUUUCAAAUACCCACGUAGAUAAUUAUCAAAAAAAAUGCUGUAUAAAAAAACGAUGCAAUAUUAUUUUUAUUACAAAUUGACGCAAUAUAGAUGUUGUUGUUUUAUAAUGUUUAGCUUAGUAGAAAAUUUAUUUGUAAAUAUUUGUUUGUAGAUCUCGAUUGCUUCUCACGAAAUUAGUGUUAGUUUUUAUGAAUAUAUAUUAAAAGCAUUUAUCGAAGCAAAGCUGCAGAAUUUUCCAAAUAUUUAUUUAGCUCAGAUACAUAAUGUAAACUAAACGAAACUUAGGAAUAUUGAAUUUUAUUGAAAGGUAUAUAGUGUAGGCUUUAAGCCUAACUUUAAUAUGUGCAGAUAUAUUUGUUUCAAGUCUGCACAUUUAUAUAUUUGUAUGUGUGCACGGUAUAUAGCUGCGCACUAGGGCCAUGUAGCUACUGAUGUGCUUGUUGCGGAAAGUUUCCAAAAGGUUUCCGGAAAUAUUAUGAAAAUUUCACAAAAAAAUUGAAAUUUCGGAUAUUAUUUUUUCCAUAGAAAAUUAUGAGAAAUUUCCGACAUUAUUCCACGUGUAAAUUUCACAAUUUUGUAAACUUCCCGACGGCACAUCGGUACAUGUGACUGAACACAGGACUUACAUGUGUGACCCUGUAGGAUACGUUUUAACUCUGUGUGUAUCGGUGUUCAAUAUACUAUAGGCUUGGUCCCCCCCUCCCCACCCGACCAAAUGUCCAAAUUAAUAUACUCGUUCACGCUUUUCACUAAAGUCUAUCCUAUAUAUCUGUUUUAAAUUGUUAUUACUAAAUUAUAUGACGCUGUAAAGCUAUAACAUAGUAUAUUGAAGUUUAGGAUCUGCGUUGCAAUAUAUCAAAGUAUAUUUUGAAUGUGAUAUACAAGUCACCUGCCUAUAUGUAGGUAUAAAGAAUAGAGUUUGCUAAGACUUCGACACGAAACAUAUCAAAUAAAUGUGACUUAAUGUUAACUUAUUGAACAUAUCUUAACUUUAGUAUAGAGAUGGAUACAUAUCAGUAAUUGUAAGUAGCUAUAGGUUCGUUGUUGUUCUUCGGCCGCGCUUUCUAACUAGAAUAGUCGAAUUUGUUCAAAUGUAUACCAUAUACCAUAUAUAAAAUGGUAUUAGGAUAUUUUAUUUUAAAUUAUAUCCUGUUUAAAAAAUAUGAUUGUAAUUUAAGUGAAAUAUUUAUUUUUAAGCCAAAAUAUACAAGAAAUAUUUACAUAUAUUUGAAACCUUAUAAUUUGAAUAUUUUAAAUUGUUUCCUUAGUGAUGACUUAAAAUAUAAAUGCCAAGAAUAUUUGAGGACAUAAUUCCAGUUAUAUCCUACUGAGUGUAUGUCCCUGACCAUUUCUUAACCUUUCGAAGGGUAUAUACAAUUUUAAUUAAAAGUUUCCUAAGAGCAAGCUAAGCAAUAAAUUAUUUCAAAUAUAUACUCUGCAUCUUAAAUCUUUGAAAGGUUAAAUCUUCGUUGAAUGGUUAUUCGAGCUGCUUUAACCAUAACUAGAUUUAUGUGAUGACACUUUUGAUUUUGUGGUCAAAAGUCGCUUGCAGUGCUCUAGAAAAUAAUUGGAUAAACCUCAGUUAUUUUUAAACUGAAAAAAGUAAGGCAUUACAGGUUAGUGUUGUCAUCCUCGUAUUAAAUCAACAUAAUGGUUAUCAUUAUACUUUAUGACAGCUAGAAAACAAGAAGCUGAGUUGACUUGUCAGUAGACUUAGACCAAGAAAAGUCUGCAACGAUUUUGAUAGCACACGCAGUGCAAGUGUUAUUUUAAACGUCAAACUUUUAUGAAAUUAUGACGUAAUUAUAUAAUAACACUAGCAGUGCGUGUGCUAUUAAACUCGCAGCAUAUUUUUCUUGGUCUAACUCUUAAACUCUGUUGUUUUUGUCGAUAUUAAAUAAUUGAAGUUAAAUCUAACGAAUGCAAACUUUGUAAUCAAAUCUUAUAAAUCGAUAUUUUUUAUUCGUCAAUUUUCAGUGGUUGCAUUUUCAUUUCAUUUGAAUUGACCGACGGAGCAGUCUAAAAAAGCUUGUACUAUUUUUUACAAAGCAGUAUUGUUUUUGUUAUAUUUAUGAUGCCUACUUUAUAUUUUAUUCCUUAUCAAGUACUAUACGAUAAAAAUGUGUAACAAAAAUAAAUAUUUAUAUCGUUCUCUAUUUAUAAAUAAUUGUAUGACUGACCUCAACAUAUCAAGAAAUUGAAUUUAUUGAAAAAUAUAUAUGUACGUAAAUUAAGUUUGCGCGUUUAGGUUAGGAAGCGACCGGUCCAUUGUUAGAUUGUAGAUAUACUAUUGACUUAUUCCUAGUUCUUGUUGAAUAUUGAAACUGUGAAAUGUGUACCGUUGUGGAUCGCCGACAGGCGCAAUAAACAUAGUAUGUCGAGA